AGCUCUUCAUCAGUCUCAAACUCUCGAGUCUUUGACGAUACAAACUCACAACAGCGGGACAAAAUGGCAGAAGUAGCUCCAGCUCCAGCCGCCGCCGCGCCCAAAGCAGCCAAGAAGAAGGUAUCCAAGCCCAAGAAGGUCGGUCCCAGCGUCUCUGACCUCAUCGUGAAAACUGUCGCCGCAUCUAAGGAGCGGAGCGGUGUGUCUGCUGCCGCCGUCAAGAAGGCUCUGACCGCCGGAGGAUACGAUGUGGACAAGAACAAGGCCCGCGUCAAGACCGCCAUCAAGAGCCUGGUGGCCAAGGGGACUCUGGUCCAGAUCAAGGGGAUCGGGGCCUCUGGCUCCUUCAAGAUGAGCAAGACGACCGCCGACAAACCGGUGAAGAAAGCCGCUCCUAAAGCCAAGAAGCCCGCAGCGAAGAAACCCGUAGCGGCCAAAAAGCCCAAAGCAGCGGCAGUGAAGAAAGUUGUAGCCGCUAAGAAGUCACCGAAGAAGGCCACGAAACCCGCAGCGGCCAAGAAGGUGGCCAAGAGCCCCAAGAAGGUAGCAAAAAGCCCCAAGAAGGUGGCCAAGAGCCCCAAGAAGGUGGUGAAAAAGGCCCCCGCAGCCAAGAAAUCCCCCGUGAAGAAGACUGCAAAGCCCAAAGCCAAGAAAGCAGCACCCAAGAAGAAGUGAGCAGCGGUCUGAAGAACCAACACCUCUAAAAAAAAAAGGCUCUUUUAAGAGCCACCCAAUUCAUCUAAAAAGCACUUUCUUUGUAAUCCAUUGUAAUGAAUCGUUGCCGAAAUAGAUAUUUUAAGUAAAGCUGGUCUGUUUGCAGCCUUGAGGAUUGAACUUUCCAUGUUUUAACUCCAUGGAAAUGUUCAUGACAUGAUCACUUGGUCUGGAGAUUCAAGAUCAGUAGAACUCAACUGAAAGUUCAUGUCAUUGGAAUAGAUUGAGGAAUUGAAAGGAUUCAUUCAUUUCAUUUCGACAAUUGUUUGCCUGAUAUGAGCAUGGAACACACCUGAAGAGAAGACAACAAUAAAAUAUGAAGAGAAGCAU
Messenger RNA from Pungitius pungitius (ninespine stickleback), 1044 nucleotides. RefSeq names its product histone H1-like. NCBI's taxonomy places the organism in Eukaryota, Metazoa, Chordata, Actinopteri, Perciformes, Gasterosteidae. Gene Ontology annotation, cellular component: nucleus; nucleosome. The transcript has a single exon. The coding region runs from base 64 to 675 and encodes 203 amino acids. The record is from RefSeq and is a predicted model, not a curated record. Gene Ontology annotation, molecular function: double-stranded DNA binding; nucleosomal DNA binding; structural constituent of chromatin. Gene Ontology annotation, biological process: chromosome condensation; nucleosome assembly; negative regulation of DNA recombination.